Molecule: messenger RNA, 1026 nt
Organism: Carcharodon carcharias (great white shark)
Lineage: Eukaryota; Metazoa; Chordata; Chondrichthyes; Lamniformes; Lamnidae
Product: ferritin heavy chain-like
Exons: 4
Coding region: 217-747 (176 amino acids)
Biological process (GO): iron ion transport; intracellular iron ion homeostasis
Cellular component (GO): cytoplasm
Molecular function (GO): ferric iron binding; ferrous iron binding
Source: RefSeq, a predicted model, not a curated record
GCGCUGGCGAAACAGUAGCACAGAAUCCGGGUUGUAUUCUUGCUUCAACAGUGUUUGAACGGAAUAGAACCCAAACUUCGUAUUUUUAAUCCCCCCACCUUCCUUCCCUCCAUUUAAAAAAAAAUACUUUUUAACACUUUAUUUUGUCAACUUGCCCACCUUUUCUUAUUCCCCUCCACUUUUGGCUUUUUUUUUGGACAACCGCAGCAGAUCAGGAUGACUUCUCAAAUCCGCCAGAAUUACCACCAGGAUUGCGAAGCGGCGAUCAACCGCCAGAUCAACAUGGAGCUGUACGCUUCUUAUGUCUACAUGUCCAUGUAUGCCUUCUUUGACCGGGAUGAUGUUGCCCUGAAGAACUUCGCCAAGUUUUUCAAGCAUCAAUCCCACGAGGAACGGGAACAUGCGGAGAAGCUGAUGAAAUUCCAAAACCAGCGUGGGGGCCGUGUCAUUCUGCAGGACGUAUCGAAACCUGACCGGGAUGAGUGGAGCAAUGGUCUGGAAGCGAUGAGGUGCGCCCUGCAUCUGGAGAAGACUGUGAAUCAGUCCCUCCUGGAGCUUCACAAACUGGCUUCUGACAAGGUUGAUCCUCACAUGUGUGACUUCCUGGAGACUCACUACUUGGAUGAGCAGGUCCAAGCUAUCAAAAAGCUUGGGGAUUUCAUCACCAACCUGGUACGCAUGGGGGCACCCCAGAAUGGCAUGGCUGAGUAUCUCUUUGACAAGCAUAGCCUGGAAGAGAGCAGCUAAAAACACCCACCAAACAUGGAAAUCAACAGUGUGCCUACAUUUCCUCAAUCAUCUCUAUUGAUGUUUUUUUUCAUUUGUUGGGCAAUGUUUACCUUUUUUUGAAUUUGAGUCAGUUUUUGAUAUCUUUAAAUGGGGUGUUAACUCGGGUUGUGAAUUAAGUUUGUAAAUGGAAAGGAUAAGAUCAAUGUUCUGAAGUUUGUAGUAAUCUUUUAUCAAACUGCCAAAUUGUUUAAAAAUGUGGCACAAUUGGGUUUAAGUAAAUAAAAGCUGUCGUGUUAA